This is a messenger RNA of Lodderomyces pseudojiufengensis, 4374 nucleotides long. RefSeq names its product DNA topoisomerase 2 (gene TOP2). Gene Ontology annotation, molecular function: DNA binding; ATP binding; DNA topoisomerase type II (double strand cut, ATP-hydrolyzing) activity. Gene Ontology annotation, biological process: resolution of meiotic recombination intermediates; DNA topological change; sister chromatid segregation. Lineage: Eukaryota; Fungi; Ascomycota; Pichiomycetes; Serinales; Debaryomycetaceae. The record is from RefSeq and is a predicted model, not a curated record. The coding region runs from base 1 to 4374 and encodes 1457 amino acids. Gene Ontology annotation, cellular component: nucleus. The transcript has a single exon.
AUGUCCAGUGUGUCUGAUGACGAAUCUGAUUAUAUAUCAGAUGGGUCUGACUACCAAGAACUGGCUAUCACAACAACAAAACCAAAACCAAAAUCAAAAUCAAAAACACCAUUGUCGGAAACAUCAUCAACUAUAAAUAAACCAAAUACAACAUCAAAACCUUCAAAUGCAUCUGAAACGUAUCAGAAAUUAUCACAAUUAGAACAUAUCUUGAAAAGACCAGACACUUAUAUUGGAUCAAUUGAAAAGACAAAUGUAGAAAUGUGGUGUUUUGAUUCUGAAUCAGAACAAAUGAAACAAAAAGAAGUUACUAUUGUCCCUGGGUUAUAUAAAAUAUUUGAUGAAAUAUUAGUAAAUGCAGCAGAUAAUAAGAUAAGAGAUCCAACAAUGAAGAACAUCAAAGUUAAAAUAGAUCCGGAAAAUAAUGUAAUUCAAGUUUUCAAUGAUGGCAAAGGUAUACCUAUUGAAAUGCAUACGAAGGAAAAAAUGUGGAUUCCUGAAUUAAUUUUUGGUAAUUUAUUAACAUCUUCAAAUUAUGAUGAUGAUCAAAAAAAAGUAACUGGUGGUAGAAAUGGAUUUGGAGCAAAAUUAUGUAAUAUUUUUUCAACUCAAUUUGAAGUAGAAACUGCUGAUUUAAAUACUGGUAAAUUAUAUAAACAAGUAUGGACUGAUAAUAUGACAAAAGUAGGUAAACCUAAAAUAAGUACAUUAAAAACCAAGAAAGAAUAUACUAAAAUUACAUUCAAACCUGAUUUAGGUAAAUUUGACAUGGAUAGUUUGGAUGAUGAUUUAUUAUCUGUGUUAAGAAGAAGAGUUUAUGAUUUAUGUGGUACUGUAAAAGAUUGUAAUAUUUACUUAAAUGAUAAAAGAUUAAGUACUUCAACUUUUAAAAGUUAUGUUGAAAUGUAUGUUAAAGCUAUAAAGGAAAAAAGUCCAGAACCAGAAUUUACUGAAAUUAAAAAUCCUACAACUAUUGUUCAUGAAGUAUUCAAUGAUAGAUGGGAAAUUGCUUUUGCAUUAAGUGAUGGAUCAUUCAAUCAAGUAAGUUUCGUCAAUUCAAUUGCUACUACAGCUGGUGGUACACAUGUUAAAUACGUUUCAGAUCAAAUUAUAAAUAAAUUAGUUGAUACAUUAUCUAAAAAGGAAAAAGGUAAAAAAAAAUUGAUGAUUAAACCAAAUGAAGUUAGAGAAAAUAUGUUUAUCUUCAUCAACUGUUUGAUUGAAAAUCCUGCAUUCACAUCACAAACUAAAGAACAAUUAACUACAAAAGUAUCACAAUUUGGUGGGAAAGAUAAAUUUGUUGCUUCAGAUGAAUUAAUUAAACGUAUAUUAAGAACAGGUAUAGCUGAAAAAAUUAAAGCUAUAGCUAAUGCUAAUGAAGAUAAAGCACUUCAAAAAGCUGAUGGAUCUAAAAAAUCGCGUAUUAAAGGUCAAGUAAAUUUAGUUGAUGCAAAUAAAGCUGGUACUAAAGAUGGAUUUAAAUGUACUUUGAUAUUAACAGAAGGUUUAUCUGCUAAAAAUUUAGCUGUUGCAGGUAUGACUGUGAUUGGAAGAGAUUAUUAUGGUUGUUUUCCAUUAAGAGGUAAAUUAUUGAAUGUUCGUGAAGCAUCAGCUGAUCAAAUUGCCAAAAAUGCUGAAAUUAAUGCUUUAAAACAAAUUAUUGGAUUACAACAUAAAAAAGCAUAUAAUCCGGAAAAUAUUAAAUCUUUAAGAUAUGGUCAUAUAAUGAUCAUGACAGAUCAAGAUCAAGAUGGUUCACAUAUUAAAGGUUUAAUUAUAAAUUUCCUUGAAACUUCUUUUCCUGGAUUAUUAGAUAUACCAGGAUUUUUAUUAGAAUUUAUUACUCCAAUUGUUAAAGUAACCAUAAAAGGUCGUGGAGCUAAAACAGUUAUUCCUUUUUAUACAAUGCCUGAUUUUGAAAGUUGGAGAGAAGGAGAAGGUAAAACAUGUCGUUGGACUCAAAAAUAUUAUAAAGGUUUAGGUACCUCCACAUUAAUGGAAGCAAGAGAAUAUUUUCAAGCUUUAGAUCGUCAUAUGAAAAGAUUUCAUGCUUUACAAGGAGAUGAUAAAAGUUGUAUUGAUUUAGCAUUUUCCAAAAAGAAAGCAGAUGAAAGAAAAGAUUGGUUACAAAAUUAUGUACCAGGAAAUCAAUUAGAUCCUGAAUUAAAUGAAAUUCCUAUAAGUGAUUUUAUAAAUAAAGAAUUAAUUUUAUUUUCAAUGUCAGAUAAUGUUAGAUCAAUACCUUCUGUAUUAGAUGGAUUGAAACCUGGUCAAAGAAAAGUAUUAUAUGGAUGUUUUAAAAGAAAAUUGAAAAAUGAAAUAAAAGUUGCUCAAUUAGCAGCAUAUGUAGCUGAAAGUACUGGUUAUCAUCAUGGUGAAGUUUCAUUAGUUCAAACCAUUAUUGGUAUGGCUCAAAAUUUUGUUGGUUCAAAUAAUAUUAAUAUUUUGAAACCAAAUGGUGCUUUUGGUUCUAGAGAAGCAGGUGGUAAAGAUGCAGCAGCUGCAAGAUAUAUUUUUACUGAAUUAACUGAAAUUACAAGAGCUAUUUUUAAUCCUGCAGAUGAUCCAAUUUAUACAUAUGUUCAAGAUGAUGAACAAACAGUAGAACCUCAAUGGUUUUUACCUGUUUUACCAAUGGUUUUAGUAAAUGGAGCUGAAGGUAUUGGUACUGGUUGGUCUACAAAUAUCCCAUCAUUUAAUCCAAAAGAUAUUGUUGAAAAUAUAAGAAGAUUAAUGAAGAAUGAACCAUUAUUGGAAAUGACUCCAUGGUAUAAAGGUUGGGAAGGUUUUAUUGAACCAAAUGGUCCACAAAAGUAUAGAGUUACAGGAAAAAUUGAACAAAUUGAUGAUAAUACUUUAGAAAUAACUGAAAUUCCAAUAAAGACAUGGACAAAUACAGUAAAAGAAUUUUUAUUAUCUGGAUUUGGAAAUGAAAAAACUCCACAAUGGAUUAAAGAUAUGGAAGAACAUCAUACAACAAAUAUUAGAUUUAUUGUAAAAUUAAAUGAUGUAGAAAUGGAAAAAGCUUUAAGAACAGGAUUAUUAGAAAAAUUUAAAUUAGUAUCAUCAUUAAGUUUAGCAAAUAUGGUUGCAUUUGAUCCUUAUGGUAGAAUUAAAAAAUAUAAUGAUGUAAAUGAUAUAUUAAAAGAUUUCUUUUAUGUUAGAUUAGAAUAUUAUGAAAAAAGGAAAAGUCAUAUGUUAGAAAUGAUUCAACAAAAAUUAACAAUGAUUUCAGAACAAGCAAGAUUUGUUAAAAUGAUUAUUGAAAAACAAUUAUCAGUUGCAAAUAAAAAGAAAAAAGAAUUAAUUAAAAUUUUAGAACAAAAUGAAUUUAUUAAAUUUACAAAAGAUGGUAAACCUAUUCAAAAUUCUAAUGUUGAUCAAACAUUUAUUGAUGAUGAAGAUUCAGAAGAAGAAAUUGAAAAUGAUGGUGAUGUUUCUGCAUUGAAUUUAAAACAAACAAAUACAGAAGUUGAAGGUGAACAUAGACCAGAUACAAUUUUUUCAUCUUAUGAAUAUUUAUUAGGUAUGACAAUUUGGUCAUUAACUUAUGAAAGAUAUAUUAAAUUAAUUAAUGAAAAAGAUAAUUUACAAAAAGAAUUAGAUAUUUUAAUUGGUAAAAGUGCAAUUGAUUUAUGGAACCAUGAUUUAGAUGAAUUUAUGAAACAAUAUGAAUUAUUUUUAGAAAGAGAUGAACAAGAAAGAGAUCAUUUAGCAAGUAAUGGUAGUAAGAAGAAACCAACAAAGAAAAGAAAAGCAAUUGAAUCUAAAAAGGAGAAGGAACCUGCAACAAAGAAAUUAAAAACUGAACCAAAAGUAACAAAAACCACAGCAGUCAAAUCAAAAGAACCAAGUCCAAUAUCGGUAUCUACUUCCACAUCUACAUCUACAUCUACUCCAACACCAGUUGUCAAAAAGGAAUCAAAACCAACAUCAGAUAUUCUUUCAUUCUUUUCACCAAAUAGUAAAUUAAAAAAUCAACAAAUAAAGUCAAAAUCAAAAGAAAGAGUAAAACCAUCAACAUCAAUGUUUGAUUCAGAUGAUGAUGAUAUAUUUGAAAUAAAAUCAACACCUCCAAAACCUAACCCAUCUUCUACAAAACCAAUUAAUACUAUAAAAAAGAAAUCUAAAAUUCUUGAUGAAUUAGAUGAUUUAACUAUUAUGGGAGAAAAAGUUGAAAUAUUAGAAGAUAAAAGAAGAUCAGGUAGAUCAACAAGACCAACAACUAAAAAUUCAAAAAAGAAAAUUAGUAUUAUAGAAUCUGAUUCUGAUUUUGAUUCUGAUGAUGGUGGAAAUGAUGAUGUUGUUAUUGUUGAUGAUGAUGAUUCACAACUGGUAUUUCUUGAUAAUGAUGAUGAUGACUAUAAUGAAUAA